Molecule: messenger RNA, 2102 nt
Organism: Erythranthe guttata (spotted monkey flower)
Lineage: Eukaryota; Viridiplantae; Streptophyta; Magnoliopsida; Lamiales; Phrymaceae
Source: RefSeq, a predicted model, not a curated record
UCUCUCUCCAGUGGUCUCAUUCUCUGAUUUUGUCUCAGCGACUGCACUCAAGGCUGUUGGCUUCUAACACAAACAGAUGAUUGCCAAAACUCCUCUCUUUUAAUAAUAUACUGGUUGGUUUUGUUCAACCUUGUAUCUAUCUUCAGUCUUCACCAAAGACAUCGAUUCUUUUUUGUACUUACUGUAUAUGUCUUUUAAUGCAUUAGUUGAUAUACUCACAAUUUCGUACGACAAAUUGUUGGAAGGAAGACGAGAGUACAAGCGCAAAAGCUUCUCCCUUGCUCGAUGACUGUGUAAACUGUAAUGCAUGUUUAGAUCAUCAACCCCAAUCCCUCAAAAUCAAACUUUAUGCGGAAUAAGCUUCUCAAUCGGAAUACCAUCUCAACGGUUUGGCAUAACCGGAGGUCAAAAAUCCGUCCACCGCCGCCUGCUUCCGCCAAGGCAGUGCUUCGAGUAUCAAAUAACAUAGCUCAUUUGGGGGCGCCAAAAGAGGGCCCAAAACCUAGGCAGCUGCUAUCUUUGCCGCCAUUCCCCGGCAACCCUUUGCCCGGAAGGAAUUCAACCUCUGUCGAACAUGUGACUGCCAUUAGCUGGCUCAAAUAUUACUUUGAUGACGUCAUUCCUCCAGUAAUUCAGCAUCAUUUCAAUAAAGGCCUUGUUCGGAUGGAAUGUCUUAAUUCAAGUGGCCUGUCUGAAAGCUACAGAGGACAAACAAUGUCCACAAGAAAGGUAAUAAUGCUUUUACUCGAGAGCUGUAUAAAACUCUGUAGUUAUUGUUAUGAAUUUGAAUACUUACUUCAUACUCAGAUUACCCGUUUUUAUAGUUGUAACAGUUACGUGCAGAUCAAACCUAGCGAAAUCGUGGAGGAGGGAGACAGGGUUUACGUUCCGGUAUCUGUUGCUGAAAAUAAAGUCUCAAAGAGAUUUGAUGUUAUUCCGAGUGGGACGUUGCACCCAAAUGCUGACGAAAUUAUGUACUUACAGAGACUCGUGAAGUACAAGGACUCGGCUAUUCUAGUGUUAAAUAAGCCUCCUAAACUUCCAGUAAAGGGGAACCUGCCGGUUCACAACAGCAUGGAUGCCUUAGCAGCUGCAGCAUUAUCGUAUGAUUAUGAUGAAGGCCCAAAGUUGGUGCAUCGUCUUGACAGAGAGAGUAGUGGUCUCCUCUUAAUGGGGAGAACGAAAGAAAGCAUUUCCUAUCUUCAUUGGUUGUUCAGUGACGUAAGGAAGGCUGCAUCCUUCUCUAAGGAAUGGAGUGAUGCUUGCGAUGCAAUGUAUCAGAGGUAUUGGGCGUUGGUCAUAGGCGUGCCCAACCAGAAAGAAGGCGUAAUUUGCGCCCCACUCACAAAGGUGCUUCUUAAUGAUGGAAAAACGGAGAUGGUUAUUCUAUCUCAUAAUUCAGGCUUAGAAGCUUCCCAAGAGGCAAUUACUCGAUAUCGUGUGCUUGGCCCGAUGAUCAAUGGUUGCUCAUGGAUUGAAUUGCAUCCUCUUACAAGGCGUAAACAUCAGCUUCGAGUUCAUUGUGCAGAAGCUCUAGGUACUCCGAUAGUAGGCGACUACAAAUACGGGUGGUUUGUCCACAGCAAAUGGAAGCAAAUGCCUAGACUCGAUUUUGAGCCAACAACCGGGGAACCUUAUAAAAUGCGGAGGCCAGAGGGCUUGGACGUACAGAAAGGCAGUGUCUUAUCAAAAGUUCCACUUUUGCAUUUGCAUAGCAGAGAAAUGGUAUUGCCGAAUAUCGAGAAGUUUAUCGAGCUCCAUAAGCACAUGUCAGGAAACUACAAUGUGGAUCCUGAGCUUUGUGCGAAACCAGAUAUCCUCCGUUUUGUGGUGCCGAUGCCUAAACACAUGAAAAUUAGUUGGAAUCUCAUGUCUUCUUACCUUGUAUAAAAGAAUGGUCAUCGAGACUUGGAUUUCUGAAAGAAUAGGUCAAUUUUUAUUUUGUUUUUGCUUUGUUUUGUUUUCCUUGUAACUUUAAUUUGAAUAAUCAGCUUCUUUGCAUUUGCAGUUUAUUUAAUUAUGAAAUUGAUGAAUUGUAUAUGUAAUCAUAUGGAGACCAGCUUUUUCAAUCAUAUUGAUACAGAUGCAUAUUGGGGAUUCAA